AAGCAGAGAGAACCGACGAGCUCGCGAUGGCCAGAACCAAGCAGACCGCCCGUAAGUCCACCGGAGGCAAAGCCCCCAGGAAGCAGCUGGCCACCAAGGCCGCCCGUAAGAGCGCCCCGGCCACCGGCGGAGUCAAGAAGCCCCACCGUUAUAGGCCCGGUACCGUGGCUCUCAGAGAGAUCCGCCGUUAUCAGAAGUCCACCGAGCUGCUGAUCCGCAAGCUGCCCUUCCAGCGCCUGGUCAGGGAGAUCGCUCAGGACUUCAAGACCGACCUGCGCUUCCAGAGCUCCGCUGUCAUGGCUCUGCAGGAGGCCAGCGAGGCAUACCUGGUCGGCCUCUUCGAGGACACCAACCUGUGCGCCAUCCACGCCAAGAGGGUCACCAUCAUGCCCAAGGACAUCCAGCUGGCCCGCCGCAUCCGCGGAGAGAGGGCUUAAACUCGCCUCGGCACGCCUAACGAACACAACGGCUCUUUUAAGGGCCACAUACUUGCGCUAGGGGCAGCGACUUCCUUUGCCACCUACCUACACUUUCUCUAGCAGUUCUGCUUUUUGGUCUAAUCUGACUAAACUACUUUUCUAGUCUGAUUAUAAACUCAGCACAGUCAAACAUACAACUAAACAAUAAACAACUAAUGUUUCACUCCAGCUACAGUUCAGCAGUUAACAUCUGUUGGGGCAGUAGAGAGCAUCAGUUUGCUACCAAACAUGCA
Molecule: messenger RNA, 712 nt
Organism: Xiphias gladius (swordfish)
Lineage: Eukaryota; Metazoa; Chordata; Actinopteri; Istiophoriformes; Xiphiidae
Product: histone H3
Exons: 1
Coding region: 27-437 (136 amino acids)
Cellular component (GO): nucleosome
Molecular function (GO): protein heterodimerization activity; structural constituent of chromatin; DNA binding
Source: RefSeq, a predicted model, not a curated record